Molecule: messenger RNA, 3765 nt
Organism: Encephalitozoon romaleae SJ-2008
Lineage: Eukaryota; Fungi; Microsporidia; Unikaryonidae
Product: polar tube protein 3
Exons: 1
Coding region: 1-3765 (1254 amino acids)
Source: RefSeq, a predicted model, not a curated record
AUGCUAUUGUUGUUUCUACUUUGUCUCUACAACGUGAUGGUACGAGGUGAAGUGAGGUCAAGUUCUCACGGCCAUCACAGUAAGGAGGGAAGCACAGGAAAAGGGAUGGACUAUGGAAAUAGAUCUACUCGGAAUGCCCGUGUUAAGGUGAAGGUUCAUAACCGCCAUGAUGAUAGUCAUAAUCAUAGCCACCAUGUGCAUCGAAAAGCUCAUAAAGGAUAUGGAGGAAGCAUAAAGCCUCAUAAUGAAAACCAUGCAAGGAUACUUCGGAACAUGGUUGGGACCCAUGGGAACAGUCUGGAAAACCUGACACAUGAGGAAAAGGAUUUAGCAAAUAUGGCAGCACAUGGAAAUCUGGAUGCUCUUGAUAUGCUUUAUAAUGAUGGUGCAAUAACCCCGGAUGUUGCAGAGGAUGUAGGAGGGUCCAUGCUAGGAAGCCCUAUUGCAGAGCCUGUCAAUCAGGUUGAUCCUGUACCGUCACCCUUAGGGCUCACCCCCGAGAUUCCUCAGAAUGUAGCAGAGCCACCAGAUUACUCAAGCCCAGAGGAGGCAUAUGUUUCUGGGGGAGUAGCCACUGGAAGGACUAAUAAGGAGCAAGCAGAGAUCGAUGCCUUGGCUCAGAAUGAAAGCCCUAUAGAUGACAAAAUUCCGGUAGAUGCAUAUUCUUCUCUGGUUUCGAUGGGGCACUCUGCGCCUGUAGCCAAAGGAGUUGCAGAUGAGGUUAGAGACGCUAAUGCUGAGAAAGCACUAAGGGUGAAGAGAGCUUACGAUAUAUCUCAACCACCUCUGAAUCCUGGAUAUAUUCCUCAAGUCAAUCUAGCAAAGGCAACAAAUGCCAAAGAUGUGGUUUCCGACGCUGACAAAGCCAUGCUUCAGAGAAAGGUAUAUGAAGAAUAUACUGAAAAGGGCUCUCCUACGGAAAGGGCGGAGUUUGAGGCACACCAGGCAGGAUUCAUGAUUGAUAAGUAUAAUGAGGGUUUAUCCAAAGGAUUGUCCCCUGAGGUUGCAUAUGGAAGGGCGGUGAGCUUGACUGACCUCAACUAUCAGCACGCAGUCAGAUCUGCAGCAAUUGCUGGAGGAGGGCAUGUGGCAGCACAAAGCGCAGCAGAUAGGUCUAUGAUUGAGGAAAUGAAUGCAAGGGAAAUGGCUCAAACACCUUCUGGACUUAGGCCUAAGGUUUUGGAGAAGAAGCAAGAGGAGAUCAAUGAAAAGAGACUUAAUAGAGCCCAGGACCUGAGCAGCUAUCUUACCAAAAAACAUAUAACCGAGCCCAUAAGACGAGCACUACAGAAGCUUAACCAGGCAGAAACAUUGAAAGAUUUGGCAAGUAUGGAAGGGUUGGGUAAUCCUGUUGUCCAAGAAAGGAUUCUAACGGAUGUGGCAACCUCUAGUGCAGAAGAUCUUGCAAAGGCUCAGCAAAACCUGGAGAAUUCAAGAGCACAGCUUAAGCCCAACGGGCGUAAGACAAAUGCUCUUAAUUUCCUUUCGAAGGUUUCUACAGAAAGGGCCAUUCAGAAUAUGAAUCGUAAAAACGAGGAGAUGCAGAAUAAGGCUAUACAAAUCCAGAAAGAAGCCAACGAGAACAAUGCGGUAAAGACGGCUGAAGAGCAUCUUGCAAAAGCUGCAGAGCAACAGAUCAUUAAGAACGAAGGGAAGAGUGCAUUUGCAAAGGUACUUGAGAAUACUGGGGAUGUAUUGCAGGCUGGGAAGGCACGUGAGGAAGCAGAAAGUGCAGCGGCAGAAGCUUUGAAUCAACAGAGAGAGGCCAGGAAGGCUGAAGUGAUGAAGAUGCUAGGGCCGAUGGGGAUGAAUGACUCCGUUAAGGAGGCUGUCGAUCAUAUGGCAACUGCACAUGCGGGGCUUAAUGUUGUGGGAUCUGACCUUGAAGAACUAAGCAAAAAGUAUGAAGAGGAGAUGGCACAUCAAUCGAACAUUGAAGCAUUACUGAAAGAGACUGCCACAUCGAAUCUUGAUGUUAAGGAGAUUAUUCCGCCCACUACCAGUAGAGUUGGGAUCACUGAAGGAAAGAUGAAGCUCCCCUUGAAGGGUUUCAGUAAUGAAGAGCCGAAGACCGAAGAGGAAAUCAUUGUUCAGAGUAGACAAAAGAACAGAAGGAAUCAAGUAAGAAACAAGGUCAUUGGGACACCAGUCGAAAGUGGGUUGAACGUCAUCGACAUGGAGAAUGGAUUUAUGCACAUCUCCGAAGCGGCAAAGGCAUUGAAGAUCAAUAAAGGAAAGAUUUUCUAUCCUGAAAGUGCAAAGGGACUGAUGGACAAGCAGAAGCUCAACACGUCAUUGCUUGAGCAUAAGUACAAUACUGGAGAGAGACCUAAUCUUGACAAGGGUGUUGGAUAUUAUGAGGCAGAUGCUAGUGGAUUUACUCUACCUCUCCCUUCGCCUCUGGAUCCUGUUCCUACAUCUACGAUGACUAACGGUGAAAAGAGUUUGAACAUUGGGCAAGCGUCUGAGCUGGAUAUCGAGGACGGAGAGCUCUUGCAAACACCGUGGAAUGAGUUUGUGAAGAGCAUGAGGCCAUCAAUAAAUGGAAGACUAGCUCAUGAGAGCGAGGUGGCUGCGGCUUCCGAGAUGAAGUCCAGAGUUGAUGAUGAGAAGAAGGCAAAGAAUUUAGAGGGGAUUUCCACGGAGAUUUAUACGAAUCCUGAUGGGAGCAAGUUUGUUGAGGUUUCUUCACCGUAUGGGGUUCCUGAGAUCAUGACAAUGGACCAAGCAGUUGAAAGCCUUAAUAAUGUUGGGCCAUCGAGUGUUGGAGCUGUUAGCGAGGAGAUCAAAAAGAAAACACCUGACGUUCCACUGGACAUGGCUGUAACAGACUCUGUGAAGGGUUCUGAGGAGAGUUUCAUAAGUGAGAUUCUCUCAAAGAUCCGAAAGACAGGAAAUGGAAAAGCAUUGGCUAAGAAGAAUGCGUUCAAUGGAAAGGUUGAUGGAGAAAAGGCGGGGAUAGUUGAUGAAUACAACAAAGAGCUGAUCAAUGAUUAUAUGUCAUCUUCUAGCACUGUUGAAUCCCAGAUCAGAAAUAAUAUUAUAAGAAAGGCUGAGAGUUAUGCUAAGGGUAUGAACAUUUCUACAGAGACAUUCCUCAACAUGAUUUCACAGCUUCCAGAAUCGGCGAUCAAAGAGAUGGUAAGUUAUAAUCAAACGCCACCUAAUGCCCGUAAGGACAUUACUGAGACACAGUUCUAUAGCCAGAUAGCGGGGAUUUUACCUGAUGGCAACACUAGCAUUGGGUCCAUUACGGAGAUGAUAUUCAACAAUAUAUCGACGGUGACUCACCAGCCAAACACGGUUGGUGGGGAGAUACUAGAACAGAUGACGGUUCCCAACCUAAAGGCUAUUGAGCAGAUUGAGACCAAGAAGACGCCUACGGGAACAACACAAGUCUCUGUAUCAGUACCAAACGACCCUAGGAAGGUACAGGUCCUUGGAGAGGUGAAGUUCAAAGGAAAUCCAACCCAAACGGCCGCCAAUGGAAGGCCAAUCUCAGGGAGUACAGGGACAUCUGGACAGGCAAGGGCACCGGCUAAUGUGGUUCCGGGGCCUAGAGUUCCAAGCAGUCAACAGAAUCCAUUGAAACCUGGAGUUAGGGUAUCACAACCUGCCAAUAAUGCACCAGUGAGACUUCCGCCUGGACAGUCAGACCAUACAAUAAGGGGGUUCUCCCAUUCGUUCCCAGGUAGUAAAAAUGCACCAGGAAUGGUCCCCGCUCAGCCUCCAGCAGCAGGGUUCACAGGAAGAGUGGCUCGUUAA